AUGGACGAGAAGCCUACCAUACACCGGCUUUUUCACGCAACUGAUUCCCCAGAUAGCACAUCUAUCCACGCCGAACGAAAAGCCUCCAUCACAUCUUUUGGCCAUCAUGGGAAAUCAAAAGCCGAGGAGAAGGAGCGUAUCGAUGCGCUGGCCACUAGUCCGGGUGUAACAAUGGCAUCUUUUGCUCACCUUGACGAGAAGAAGAUACUGCGAAAGAUGGACUUGCGCCUUAUACCCAUGUUGGCAUUGUUGUAUUUGUUGAGUUUCCUUGACCGAGGAAAUAUCGGUAAUGCGAAGAUUGAAGGUCUGACGGAAGAUCUGAACAUGUCGGGCGCGCAAUACAACUGGUGUUUAACAGUGUUCUUCUUCACCUACGCCUUCUUUGAAGUACCCUCGAACCUGUUGCUCAAGAAGCUCCGGCCGUCGAUCUGGCUACCAACCAUCAUGGUAGCUUGGGGUAUCGUCAUGACACUGAUGGGUAUAGUGCAGAGUUACGAGGGUCUCCUAAUAGCCAGGAUCUUCUUGGGGGUAACAGAAGCUGGACUAUUCCCAGGAGUAGCAUACUACAUCACUAUGUGGUACGCCCGACACGAAGCGCAAUUCCGCCAAGCCCUCUUCUUCUCCGCUGCCUCGGUCGCAGGCGCCUUCUCGGGCCUCCUUGCCUUUGGCAUCGCACACAUGGACGGCGUAGGAAAUCUUGCGGGAUGGCGCUGGAUCUUCAUCUUGGAGGGCAUACUGACUGUCAUCGUGGCAAUCAUUGCAUACUUCACUCUCUUCGACUUUCCCGAGACUGCCUCUUUCCUGACAGAAGAAGAACGUGCUUUUGUUGUUUACCGCCUGAAGUACCAGAACUACAAGGAAGAGGCAGACGGUGGUGUGAGGGUCGCGCAGGACGACACUUUCCAAUGGAAGUUUGUCAAAGCCGCUUUCCUGGACUGGCAAAUCUGGACGAACAUUUUGGUUUAUUGGGGUAUCGUAUGCCCGCUGUAUGGCAUAUCCCUCUUCCUUCCCUCAAUCAUUCGCGCGCUUGGGUAUAGCUCUUCGACGGCUCAACUCCUCACUGUACCCAUCUACAUCACGGCAUCCGUCCUAGCUGUCAUCGUCGCAUACUUCAGCGAUAAAGUUGGAAAGCGGUAUCCGUUUAUUUUGGUGUGCCUAUGCAUCAUGGCUGUCGGCUUUAUCAUGUGCAUCGCAGGUGGCAGCGUGCCAGGGCUCGUAUACGCGGGUGUCUUCAUUGCGGCAUGUGCUCUCUACCCAGCCUUCCCAGGCAACAUCACCUGGCUCAGUAACAACCUCGCUGGAAGCACGAAGAGAGCUACUGGACAAGCUAUCCAGAUCGCUGUGGGUAAUUUGGCAGGCGCCAUGGCUUCCAACUUCUAUCGCGCAGAAGAUGCGCCCAGAUAUCUUCUUGGCCAUGCUCUCGAACUCGGGUUCAUCGUGGCGGGUAUCCUAGCAUUGCUAGUACUGGUGUUCAACUACAAGCGCAUCAACGCGAAGAGGGAACGACAGGUAGCCGAGGGUGCGCAUAAUGGGUAUACUCCCGAAGAGCUGGGCGCGCUUGGAGAUCGGGCGAUUACGUUCAAGUAUUUCCUGUAG
This is a messenger RNA of Alternaria atra, 1596 nucleotides long. RefSeq lists its product as uncharacterized. The transcript is spliced from 5 exons. The coding region runs from base 1 to 1596 and encodes 531 amino acids. Lineage: Eukaryota; Fungi; Ascomycota; Dothideomycetes; Pleosporales; Pleosporaceae. Gene Ontology annotation, biological process: transmembrane transport. Gene Ontology annotation, molecular function: transmembrane transporter activity. The record is from RefSeq and is a predicted model, not a curated record. Gene Ontology annotation, cellular component: membrane.